AUGCCGUUGUUUACCAAGGGCGAUGUGACUAUUCACUAUGACGAGGUUGGCUCCGGUUUCCCGCUGCUGGCGACCCCCGGCGGUGGAUUGAGCUCCAUUAUGAGCGGCUGGCCGCGCCAGGUGUUCAACGCCAUGGAGGUCUUUAAGGACGAUUUCCGCUGCAUCACCAUGGACCAGCGCAACGCCAAUGGCGGCGAGUCCACCGGACCGGUGCAGGUCGAAGACCCGUGGGGAGCUUUCGCCGAUGACCAACUGGCCCUGAUGGACCACCUGGGCAUCCAGGAGUUUGCGUUCAUUGGCUACUGCAUCGGCGGCCCCUUUGCCAUGAAGCUGAUUGAGCGGGCGCCGGACCGCGUUGCGGCUGCUGUCCUGUGUCAGCCGGUGGGACACGCCAGCAAGACCCCCUGA
Geodia barretti is the source of this 408-nucleotide messenger RNA. NCBI's taxonomy places the organism in Eukaryota, Metazoa, Porifera, Demospongiae, Tetractinellida, Geodiidae. The record is from the annotation of a GenBank genome assembly.